AUGCCUGCACGCGUGGGGGUGAUUCGACUCGAGGGCUGGACGCCCUGGUUUCGCCGCGCUGGCGAGUCCCACUCAAAGCAGGCGGCGCUACAGCUGCGGCGGCAGCACCCGCAGUGGACGGACACCCGCGUCGCCGAACAGGCUCGGGAGGACUUUGAGUGGUGGGCUCGCCUGUUCCUUCAGCAGACGCUGGAGGCGGCCGAGCGUGCCCGGCCGGCCGCCGCCUGGGGCUACUACCAGUAUCCGCUCUGCAGGAACCUGCACAUCCCCAACGGCACCUGUCCGCAGUCAUUGCGCGACAAAAACGACCGGAUGUCGUGGCUCCUGAGCUCCAGCAGCGCGCUGUACCCGUCCGUGUACCUGUUCCGGAACGGGUUUACGGACGCUGACCGGCGCGCCACGGUGAGGGGCCGCCUGGACGAGGCCCUGCGGCUAGCAGCCGAGGUCCCCGUCUACACGUACACCUGGUUCCAGUACCACGACGAUCCCAGUUAUCUGUCUGAGGGCCUGGCGAUGGUGAAGGAGAUCGGCGCCGUGAAGUACCUCGAGUGCUCGGCGCUCACGCAGAAAGGGCUCAAGACUGUGUUCGACGAGGCCAUCCGUGCCGUGCUCUGCCCGCAGCCGGCGCCGCCCAAAAUCACGCGCUGCACGCUGCUGUGAGCGGCGCCGUCUCUUCCCCCAUAGCUAGAGCAACGAAGCCUCAGCGCCGCCGCCCGCUCCCGCGCAUGGGGAGCAGCGAAGCCCCAGUGCUGCUGUCUGCUCUGGGCGCCGACGCCGGCCGACCGUACCGUUACACGGCUUGAUCGCCGCAUGACCCGCCGGGGCGGGCUGCCACUGCCUCCGCGAGCGGCUUGGCUUCCAGACGAGCGCCGGAUAGCCUGCAGCAGAGGCCCGGCCCGGGCGCCGCCCCCUGCCGUUGUGCGUGGGAUGUGGAUGACGGUGGGUACCACCACCUCUCGUGCACGGUGGAAGAUGGCGGCGUGCGCCUGCUCGGUGCGGUGUGAGAGAGCGCCGCCUGGCUGCGGCUGGGCAUUAUCAGCACGUGUGUAGGCCGUGUGAUACCGCAUGUCGGCACCGGCUCGCGCG
Messenger RNA from Pollicipes pollicipes, 1086 nucleotides. RefSeq names its product hyaluronidase. Gene Ontology annotation, biological process: carbohydrate metabolic process; hyaluronan catabolic process. The transcript has 5 exons. Gene Ontology annotation, molecular function: hyalurononglucosaminidase activity; GTP binding; GTPase activity. Lineage: Eukaryota; Metazoa; Arthropoda; Thecostraca; Pollicipedomorpha; Pollicipedidae. The coding region runs from base 1 to 660 and encodes 219 amino acids. The record is from RefSeq and is a predicted model, not a curated record.